AUGUUCUUCGCCAACGAGAACAGAGACAUUGUCAGAGCUGAGAACCCUGGUAUCAGCUUUGGUCAGGUCGGUAGAUUGUUGGGUGAGAAGUGGAAGGCUCUCUCCACCGAGGACAAAACUCCAUACGAGAACAAGGCAGCUGCUGACAAGAAGAGAUAUGAAAAAGAGAAGGCCGAAUACGCCAAGAGACACGAUCAUCCAGCAGCCUCAACCUCUGGUGGUUCGGUCAUUGCCAACUUGCGUAAAUUGUUAGAAGAUUUCCGUUCAGAUGCACUCGUUGAUCCUUUCGAUGAAGAAGACGUUGAAAUAAAGCCCGAACUUCGUAUUUACAACGUGGAGUUGGCCAAAUUUAAUGAACAGAAGCAAGUCACUUGGCUCACAGGUCCAUGGUUGUACUUGGAGUGCUACUUAUACCAACUUUUAGACUUGUGGUUCAAGAAGACAGAGGACUUGGCUGAUUUUGAUGUCUUCGAAAGAUUGAAGAACAACACCUUCAAGCAAUCUUCCUUUGGAGUGUUGGAACUCUGCAAGAGAUACGAAGUUCUUGCCAGGCAAUUGGUGAUCGAUGAAGUUGAUGAAGAGGCUUUGAGACUUUUAUUCAACGAGUUUAUCGAUAUCUCCUUGUGGGGUAAUGCAACUGAUUUGUCUUUGUUAGCAGGAAAUGUCACUUUGGAGGACAUCAAAAGCGUUCAGGGUGCUGAGGUGAGAAAGAAAAAUGAGGAAAAGAUCAUCGUCAACGACAUAUCUAAGGUGUGGACACACCUCAAGCAUUCUUCGGAGAGAAGAAUUGACAUUGUAUUGGAUAACUCUGGUUUUGAGUUGUUUGCUGAUUUGUGCUUGGCUUUGUUCUUGCUUGACUCGAGAUUGAUCAACAAAGUCGUUCUUCAUUGCAAGGAGAUCCCUUGGUUUGUAAGCGAUACCAUGCCCAAGGAUUUCAAGAACUUGCUUGAACAAUUGAGUGACCUGUCUUUUUUCCCUGAGAUUUAUGGUAACAAUGAAGACAAGAGUGCGAUUACGUUUUUGUUCACCAAAAUACAAAGUUACGUUUCAUAUGGACAAUUGACCACGCAGCACCAUCCAUUCUGGACCUCUUGUGAGAACUACUGGGAGAUUCCACAACAUAGCGACUUGUACCAAGAAUUGAAGAAGUCUGAUUUGAUCAUUUUCAAAGGAGACUUGAAUUACAGAAAAUUGACGGGUGACUUGGAGUGGGACACAACGACUCCAUUCAUCACAGCCAUUCAACAGUUGGCCUCUUCUCAAUUGCCAAUCUUGACGCUCAGAACGUGUAAGGCAGACGUUGUGGUCGGAUUGCCAUCGGGACUCAAUGAAAAGUUGAUUAGAGAGUACAAGGCCAUGGGCAAUGAUAUUGGGGAGUUUUGGACCGCUUCUGGAAAAUGGGCAGUUAUUAGCUUCUCUCCUGGAAAUAACUAG
Messenger RNA from Sungouiella intermedia, 1434 nucleotides. The record is from the annotation of a GenBank genome assembly. Lineage: Eukaryota; Fungi; Ascomycota; Pichiomycetes; Serinales; Metschnikowiaceae.